Fukomys damarensis (Damara mole-rat) is the source of this 4336-nucleotide messenger RNA. It is a transcript of the gene Rigi, whose product is annotated as DExD/H-box helicase 58. Lineage: Eukaryota; Metazoa; Chordata; Mammalia; Rodentia; Bathyergidae. Gene Ontology annotation, cellular component: cytoplasm. Gene Ontology annotation, molecular function: zinc ion binding; single-stranded RNA binding; ATP binding. The coding region runs from base 425 to 3202 and encodes 925 amino acids. The transcript has 18 exons. The record is from RefSeq and is a predicted model, not a curated record.
CUAUGAAGUUAAAACACAUUCACCAUGUGGGUCCUCAUUUCGGAGUGCAGUAGUAGUUACAGCUGUAAUACGUCUUUCAAGAUUCUUCGACUUGAACACUUAAACUGUGCGCAGUGUAUUGUACCUAAGCCUUCUUAUAAAACAAAACAAAACGAUAAAAAGAAACGCAAUUCGCAGGAGAGCUCUUCCUCCCACUGUCAGUCCCGCGCUCCCUCUGCCCCUUAGGAAGUGAAACUCAGCUGUUCCUCGUGGGGAGCAUGCUCAGUCCCCAGAUCUUCCGCCGCGUCUAGUUGCACUUUCGGUUUUCUCCUAUCUAAAGUCCGCUGGUAGCUCCGCCUCUCAGCCCAAAAGGAUUUCUCCGAAAACCCCUUGCCUCCCCGCCGACUCACGCCCUACCCCUCCUUUCUCGCGCAGCCAGAGGAACAUGACGGCGGAGCAGCGGCACAACCUGCGAGCCUACAGCGACCACGUCAGGAAGACGCUGGAUCCUACCCAUAUCCUUAGCUACAUGACCACCUGGUUUAGGGAGGAUGAAGUGCAGUAUAUCCAGGCUGAGAAAAACAACAAAGGUCCGAUGGAGGCUGCCUCACUUUUUAUUAAACUCUUGUUGGAGCUCCAGGUGGAAGGCUGGUUCCGUGGCUUUUUGGAUGCCCUAAACCAUGCAGGUUAUUCUGGACUUUAUGAAGCCAUUGAAAAUUGGGAUUUUCAAAACCUUGAAAAGUUAGAGGACCAUAGAAUGCUUUUGAGACGUUUAGAACCAGAAUUUAAAGCCAGAAUUAUCCCAACAGAAAUCCUCCCUGAAAUAGCUGAAUGUUUAAUUACUCAGGAUUGUGAAGAAAUCCGGCAAGUUUGCAUCAGUAGAGGGCCUAUGGCAGGUGCAGAGAAAAUGGCUGAAUGCCUUCUCAGAUCAGACAAGGAGAACUGGCCCAAGAUUUUGAAACUUGCUUUGGAGAAAUAUGGAAGCAUCUUCAGUGAACUAUGGAUUAUAGAUGAAGGUAUAAAAGAUGUUGAAAUUAAAGAUCUUGAAGACGAUAGACUAGAACAUUCUGACAUACAGAUUUUCUACCAGGAAGAUUCAGAAGACCAAAAUCUUAGUCAGAAUCCUUAUUCACCUUCAGAAGUGUCUCAUACUAACUUGUACAACCCAUUGAAGCCAAGAAAUUACCAGUUAGAGCUUGCUUUGCCUGCUAAAGAAGGGAAAAAUACAAUAAUAUGUGCUCCUACUGGUUGUGGAAAAACCUUUGUUUCACUUCUUAUAUGUGAACAUCAUCUUCAAAAGUUUGCACAAGGACGAAAAGGGAAAGUUGUCUUUUUUGCUAACCAUAUCCCUGUGUAUGAACAGCAGAAGACUGUAUUCUCAAGAUAUUUUGAAAGACUUGGGUACAAAGUUACAGGCAUUUCUGGAGCAACAGCCGAGAAUGUCCCAGUGGCACAGACUAUUGAGAACAAUGACAUCAUCAUUUUAACACCACAGAUUCUUGUGAAUAAUCUUAAAAAUGGAAGCGUUCUAUCACUGUCUAUCUUUACCUUGAUGAUAUUUGAUGAAUGCCACAACACAAGUAAACACCACCCGUACAAUAUGAUCAUGUUCAAUUAUCUAGAUCAGAAACUUAGAGGAUCUUCAGAUCCAUUGCCUCAGGUCAUUGGGCUGACUGCAUCAGUUGGUGUUGGAGAUGCUAAAAACACAGAGGAAGCCAUAGCCUACAUUUGCAAACUGUGUGCUUCUCUUGAUACAUUAGUAAUAGCAACAGUUAAAGAAAACUUGGAGGAACUGGAGCAAGUUGUUUAUAAGCCCCAGAAAAUUUCCAGGAAAGUGGAACCACGGACCACCAACAUAUUUAAAUCGAUUAUUUCUCAGCUGAUGAAGGAGACAGAGUAUCUGGCAAAGAAUAUCUCUGAAGAACUUGGCUACUUAUUUCAAAUUCAGGACAGAGUAUAUGGAACACAGAAAUAUGAACAGUGGAUCGUUGCAAUUCAUAAAGAAUGCAGAGUGUUUCAGUUGCCAGACAAAGAAGAAGAGAGUAGGAUUUGUAAAGCGAUGUAUUUGUACACUUCACAUUUGCGGAAAUAUAAUGAUGCCCUUAUUAUCAGUGAAGAUGCACAAAUGAAAGACGCUUUGGAUUACUUGAAGGAUUUCUUCAACAAUGUCCGAGCAGCGGCAUUUGAUGAGAUUGAACAAGAUCUUACUCGGAGGUUUGAAGAAAAGUUGCCGGAACUAGAAAAUGUUUCCAUGGAUCCCAGCAAUGAGAAUCCUAAACUCAAAGACCUCCACUUAAUCUUACAAGAGGAAUACCAUGUAAAUGCAGAGACAAGAACCAUUCUUUUUGUGAAAACCAGGGCGCUUGUGGAUGCUUUAAAAAAAUGGAUUGAAGAAAGUUCUGCACUUAAAUUUCUAAAACCUGGCAUAUUAACUGGACGUGGCAAAACAAGUAAUAAAACAGGAAUGACCCUCCCAGCACAGAAAUAUGUAUUGGAUGCAUUCCGAGCUAAUGGAGAUAAUAUUCUGAUUGCCACCUCAGUUGCUGAUGAAGGCAUUGACAUUGCUCAGUGCAAUCUGGUUAUCUUGUAUGAGUAUGUGGGCAAUGUCAUCAAAAUGAUCCAAACCAGAGGCAGAGGAAGAGCAAAAGGUAGUAAGUGUUAUCUUCUGAGUAGCAAUGCUGAUGUAAUUGAAAAAGAAAAUAUAAACUUACACAAAGAAAAAAUGAUGAAUGACUCCAUUUCAAGUCUUCAGACAUGGGAUGAAGUAACAUUUCAAAAAAGAAUUCGCCAUAUACAGGAUCAAGAAAAAUUUAUCAGAGAUAGUCAUCCAAAACCAAAAGUUGUCCCUGAUAAGGGAAAUAGUAGACUGCUCUGUGGAAAGUGCAAAGUCUUGGCAUGUUAUACAGCUGACAUUCGAGUGAUAGAGGAAUCUCAUCACACUGUGAUUGGAGAUGCUUUUAAGGAGUGCUUUGUGAGUAAACCACACCCCAAACCACGGAGCUAUGGAAAUUUUGAAAAGAAAGAUAAGAUAUUCUGUGCCAGACAGAACUGUGGCCAUGACUGGGGAAUACAUGGGAGAUACAUGACAUUUGAGAUUCCAGUCAUAAAGAUUGAAAGUUUUGUGGUGGAGGAUAUUGUAACGGGACUCCAGAAACAGUACACAAAGUGGAAGGACUUUCCUUUUGAGAAGAUAGAAUUUUAUGCUACAGAAAUGUCCAAAUGACCUCAUGGCCCCAAGUCUGGCUACAGGGAAUGGUAUCUUUGAAGAAGAAAUUAAUCCAGUGGGUAUAACCAUGGAUCAGUUGUACCUUUGUGAAAAUAUUUUACAUAAGGCUUAUACUGUACUGAAUAUUUGUGCAAAGUACACGAGUGAAUUGUAGCAUUGAGUACUUCGUAGGCCAAGAGAACUCACAGUACUUGGAUAAAAAUUUUAAAUUGUUUCUGCUCUCCUGUCCAACUGCCAGUGAACACAUAAUAGCCAAUCAGUACAUGUUAGGAUGAAUAAAUCAAAAGUUGAUUUCAUACCUCUGUUUCCUAAAGCUACUGUAUACUAGCUUAUGCCCUUAACAAUAUACUGAAAUUGUUCUUUUUCUAGGCUACCAGUGACUGGUGGCCAAAUCUAUUGGGUACAUCUUGGUUCUUCUAUUAGGUCUCUUUGCUACUUUUGGCCCUGUUAUAUUCCUUCCUUGAAACUCUCUCUUGGCUUCUUCUCUUCUAGUUCUUUCCUUUCUUGUUAGUUCCUCUUUGCUGGUACGCUACAUGUAGAUAAUUCCAAGGGUCAAUAUAUUUACACCUGUAUAUAUAAAAGUUAUAUAUACUAAUGCUUUCUUCACGGCAAUGAAUAGCAGAGUAAUCAUAAAACUAUAGUAGACAGCUUUUAUUAGUGAGGACACAUUACUAAUUCCUGGGGUUUUGUUCUUUUAGUUUACUAUCCAUUUUUCUCUUGUUUUCUUUACCUGCCAUUUUCAUAGUCAUCUCCAGUCAUUUUCCAGUAAUGGUUGAUGUUUAACACUUGGGCUGUGUGUUCUCAGUUAAGUCCCUUGUAUGGUAUUGAUAAGGCAGUUUAAUUUGGCUGUACUUUCUACUUAAAAUUUUUGCUGAUGCUUCAGAGCUUAGUUUGGAGUUUUCAAUCAAGGAGAUAAGUGUCUUGAGUUAUUUUUGUUAUUUUUACCAGACCAAGGUAUUUCAUGUUCAGUUUAGAGUAGAAUCUCUAGUAACUUGUAAGCUUUAUAGCAAUUUAAGCAUCUUCCUAAAACAGAUUCGCAUUAGUUGUUUAUAAUGCAUGAGGACCAUCAAAGCUCCAGAGAUCAUAAAACAUUAAUCGCAUGUUCAACAAUACAACCUUUUUCAAAUAACA